GUUCUAAUUUUUCAUUGAUAAUAAACACAGUUUAUUAGUGUAGACACAUAAUUUAGAUUUAGUAUUUGAAAACAAUGCCGUUUAAUAUAUAUUUAAUACUGAUAUUAUUCGAAUGCGUUGGCGGUCAGCAACAUGUAUGGACAGAUCAACACGUGCUAUCCGCGCUCGGAAACCAUGGCGACAGAAUCACUGACCUCGAGAAACUUGUGCAGACGCUUGUAUCCAGUCAAAAAAACCUCCAACAAGAGGUUGUGGAACUGAAAGCAAGUAAUGCUGAACUUUUACUUCGUAUAAAGAACAUAACUGACAACUGCCUAAAUUUUAUGAAAUGUUCACACACCGACCACACAACACCAACGAUCACAACCUAUAAUGCAUCCUUGCAAUCUAGUACAACAACAACAAGUCCAUCAUACAUAGUACAUGUCACGGGAAACUCUCAUAUGACUCUAACAACAACGGUAACUGCUAAAACAACAGUGGCAGGUGCUAGUAAUACUACAACAACAACAUUGUCUCCGACAUCCACAUUAUCAACUUCUACAACCACAUUGUCGUCGACUUCCACAUUAUCACCUUCUACAACAAUACAAAAUUCAUUCGAUACCUGCCAUGAAGCUAUCUCCAAUACAAGAAAACAGAAUGGAACCUUUAACAUCAGAAUUGGGCCAGCAGGGACCGUUGCAUCGGUCUUCUGUGAGCUGGUGAAUGGAGACUCGUGGUUGGUUAUACAACGGCGUCAGGACGGGGCUGUGAACUUUAACAGAAAUUGGCAGGAAUAUAAGGAUGGUUUUGGUGACUUAAAUGGUGAUUUCUGGCUAGGAAACGAGAUAAUUCACCAAAUAACUUCCAGUAUGGUGUACACAUUACGUAUCGACAUGGGCGACUGGGGUGGCAACUACAAGUACGCAGAGUAUGAACACUUUGAUGUUGGCAGUGAGGGAUCACUUUAUAAACUUAGUGUAGGAUCAUACAAAGGAACGGCGGGAGAUUCAUUUCACUACCACGAUUCCCAAAUGUUGAGACACAACUCAAUGCCUUUCUCCACACCUGACCGUGACCAUGAUCAUUCCUUCAUGAACUGUGCGGAGAAGCUGAAAUCCGGGUGGUGGUUUAAUUCUUGUUACAGCUCUAACCUGAACGGGAAAUUCCUUCCAUAUCCAUACGGCUCACGAAUGCUAGGUGAAUCAUUUGGUGACCCGACUCUCGAGGGGACUGGAAUAGAAUGGUACCCUUACAGACAUAGACAGUAUUCCAUGAAGAAAGUAGAAAUGAAGAUCAAACUGGCGAACAGCGGGAUGCGGCCGAUUGGGCGAAAAUAAGAUGCAGCUAAAUGGAUUGAAACUGACAAAAUAACUGACGUUCUAAUUAAAAGAUAUACUCAUA
Messenger RNA from Mercenaria mercenaria, 1386 nucleotides. Its product is annotated as fibrinogen-like protein 1. The transcript has 7 exons. NCBI's taxonomy places the organism in Eukaryota, Metazoa, Mollusca, Bivalvia, Venerida, Veneridae. The record is from RefSeq and is a predicted model, not a curated record. Bases 75 to 1322 code for a protein of 415 amino acids.